GAAAGUUCCCUCAUUGGUGCUGUUAUAGCACCGCUCCAACCAACGUGUCUUGUCCUCCUCCUCCUAAUUGCUGUGACCACUUCCAAUUUGGGAUUUGUUUUGGGAUCCUCAGCGUUGCCCCUGAAGCCUGUGUUGAGCUGAGUUGGGAAGGGCUGUCUCUAAAGCGUGAUUUAAAAAAGAGGCCAGGAUGUCUGAUCCUACCACUAAUGAACACUUGGAUGGGAUUAUAUUGGACUUCGAAGCGUUGAAGAGGUCGUUCGAGGUGGAGGACGUGGAUGCCGCCUCUCCAUCUCGCCGCACCACCGCUGCAAACUCCACCAACUAUCACCACCACCCCUCCUCCUCCUCGCGGCCCGGCCUGACCCCCAGCCAAUCCAGCCAGAGCUACUACGACCUGGGCUCCCGCUCCAACCACAGCAGCCCCAAGACCUCCGACGGCACCUCCCGACCCAAGGCCCGCACCCCGGAACCCGUCUCCCGCCGCACCGAGCUCUCCAUCGACAUCUCCUCCAACCACCACCACCAUCAAAACAACGGCGGCGGGAAGUCGCUGGAUAGCUCCCCGAGUCAGGGCGCGUCUCGUUUCGCUCUGAAGCGCCCCGAGGUGCUGGGUCACAGCAAGACGCCCGAGCUGUCGCAGAAGCACACGGUCACCUUCAGCAAGCCUCUGGAGACCCCGCCGCCGCCACCGCCAUCGUCCAUCGCCGCUGCUGCUGGCCAACGCGCCGUCAACGCCCACGCCCACGCCCACGCCGCCAGCCACAAGCUGCCCGAGACCACGUUCAGGAGGGGCGAGCCGCCGAGCCCUGGAGACACGGCCGGAACGGGGUCGCCGCGACGGCCGGAGAUCAGUGUCUAUAAAGCACACGACAACCACCACAGCAGCAGCAGCGGCCACAGCAAGGGCCAGGAGAACCACCAUCACCAUCCCAAUCACCACCACCAGCAGCAGCAGCAGCUCCACCAUCCUCCGCACCACACGCGCUCCGUCUCGCCCAGUCACCACACCGGACGCAAGUCGCCUCAGGACGGACAUAGGUCAGAGGUCAUUACGAGCUUCUACGGCAGCAUGUCGGACUCAGGCAAGGCAGCCCAGCACGCCCCUGCGGCGCGGGGAGAGAAGGCAGGCACGGACUUCAGUUACGUGGGCAUCGACGCCAUCUUGGAACAGAUGAGGCGGAAGGCCAUGAAGCAGGGCUUUGAACUCAACAUCAUGGUGGUCGGUCAGAGCGGUUUGGGCAAGUCCACCCUGAUGAACACCCUGUUCAAGUCCAAAGUGAGCCGCAAGUCGGUGCAGACCACAGAGGAGGAGAGGAUCCCCAAGACCAUCGAGAUCAAGUCCAUCAGUCACGACAUCGAAGAGAAGGGCGUGAGGAUGAAACUUACGGUAAUCGACACUCCAGGCUUUGGGGACCAGAUCAACAAUGAGAACUGCUGGCAGCCCAUCAUGAAGUUCAUUAAUGACCAGUACGAGCAGUACCUGCAGGAGGAGAUCAACAUCGAGAGGAAGAAGAGGAUCCCAGACUCGCGCGUCCACUGCUGCAUAUACUUCAUCCCACCCACAGGACACUGCUUAAGGCCCAUUGACGUAGAGUUCAUGAGGCACCUCAGCAAAGUGGUCAACAUCGUCCCCGUCAUCGCCAAGGCAGACACGCUCACCCUGGAGGAGAGGGACUACUUCAAACAGAAGAUCAGAGAAGACCUGCUGGCCAACGAGAUCGACAUCUACCCCCAGAAGGAGUUUGACGAGGACGCAGAGGACAUGAUGAUCAAUGAGAAGAUCAGGGAGAUGAUCCCAUUUGCAGUGGUGGGCAGUGACCAGGAGUACCAGGUCAAUGGCAAGAGGAUCCUGGGAAGGAAAACAAAAUGGGGGACCAUAGAGGUGGAGAACGUUGAGCACUGUGAGUUUGCCUUCCUGCGUGACCUUCUCAUCAGAACCCACAUGCAGAACAUCAAGGACAUCACCAGCAGCAUUCACUAUGAGAUGUACCGCGUCCGCAGACUCAACGGAAACAACACGCAAACCAACGGCCAGCCCAACGGUCAGCCGGCCCCUGCGCAGGCCAACGGCGUUCCCGGUCCCGAGGCUCUUUCCCACGAGAUGUAGACGGCCCGUCUCUACUGUCCACUCAUCUGUCUGUCCACCCAUCCGUCCGUCUGUCCAUCCGUCCGAUCGUCCUUUCUUCCCUUCCCUUCUAACGACUGACGAAACCUAACCUUUGUUCACCUGUCCUGCCGUCUACGCCAACUUUUGUGUCCCCAGACUGUACGCUCCAGAGAGGCUUUGGACUCUGCAUACAACAUACAGUACUGCACACAGAUUGUUUUUCUUUCCAAGUUUAAAGAGUUAUCACGCAAUGCUAUAAUUAUGUUUGUAUUCAAAACAUUCAUUUUAUGGGGAACCUUUUUGUUGUCUUUUUCCAUCAUGUGCCAUUUCAUUUUACUAACCAAAACGUAAGAACAACGCCCUCCAUCCCUUACUUUUGUAUUGUAUAAUAAAAUCUGAUUUUAAUU
Engraulis encrasicolus (European anchovy) is the source of this 2514-nucleotide messenger RNA. RefSeq names its product septin 9b (gene septin9b). Gene Ontology annotation, molecular function: molecular adaptor activity; GTPase activity; GTP binding. The record is from RefSeq and is a predicted model, not a curated record. NCBI's taxonomy places the organism in Eukaryota, Metazoa, Chordata, Actinopteri, Clupeiformes, Engraulidae. Gene Ontology annotation, biological process: cytoskeleton-dependent cytokinesis; intracellular protein localization. Bases 188 to 2107 code for a protein of 639 amino acids. The transcript is spliced from 11 exons. Gene Ontology annotation, cellular component: septin complex; cell division site; septin ring.